Messenger RNA from Solea solea (common sole), 1478 nucleotides. It is a transcript of the gene syt1b, whose product is annotated as synaptotagmin Ib. The transcript has 9 exons. Gene Ontology annotation, cellular component: dense core granule; synaptic vesicle membrane; axon. Gene Ontology annotation, molecular function: syntaxin binding; clathrin binding; calcium-dependent phospholipid binding. NCBI's taxonomy places the organism in Eukaryota, Metazoa, Chordata, Actinopteri, Pleuronectiformes, Soleidae. Gene Ontology annotation, biological process: cellular response to calcium ion; regulation of dopamine secretion; regulation of calcium ion-dependent exocytosis. The record is from RefSeq and is a predicted model, not a curated record. The coding region runs from base 218 to 1459 and encodes 413 amino acids.
AAACAAAAGGGCGAUGCAUACAUCACUGUUCUCCCCCACUUCUCUGGCUCUGUCAUUGUUUUUCCUCCUCUCCACCUCCACCAACUCCUCCUCCUCCUCCUCCUCCUCUUCUUCUUCUUUCUGUAAGGAAAAGGAAAAGCUGCUGUGAGUGUGGAGGCUGCUGCAGCUGAGACCUCUGAGCACAGUUUAAAUUUUGAUCCGCCACGAUCCUCCAAUAAUGACCGGUCAUUACCGUCAAGCUGCUCCCCGGGCUGCACCGGGGACUUCACCCACACCAGACCACCUGCCAAACACUACAACCACCUCAGGCCAAGAACAAGCUGGAAGCCACAAUCCAAACAAGUUCAUGAGUGAACUCCGCAGCAUCCGCAUGCCAUCAUGGGCUGUUGCCGCCCUUUGUAUCGUGAUGCUGUGCUUGAUGCUGUCCUGUGCCAUGUGUGUGUGGAAGAAGUGCCUGAAAAAGAAGGACAAGGACAAAGAAAAGGACAAGAAGGGAAAGGACAAGAGCAAAGGAGACUCUGACACUGAAAUGGAUGGAGGUUACAACAAGCCUCUGCAAAAUGAAGUUAACAAGGAAACAGAAAUGUCAGACAAUGAGCCAAAGGAAGACGAGAAACUGGGUCGACUACAUUUCUCGUGUGACUACAACUUCACGGAGAACACGCUGGUUGUGGGCAUCUUACAGGCCACUGAGCUUCCUGCCAUGGAUGUGGGAGGCAGCUCUGAUCCUUAUGUUAAACUAUAUCUGCUUCCGGAUAAAAAGAAAAAGUUUGAAACCAAAGUUCACAGAAAGACCCUUGAACCCACCUUCAAUGAGACUUUCACAUUUAAGGUACCAUACACUGAGCUGGGUGGGAAGACGCUGGUGAUGACAGUGUACGACUUUGACCGCUUCUCAAAGCAUGAUGCUAUAGGAGCUGUGAAAAUACCAAUGAGCAGCGUGGACUUCAGCCAGUCUCUGCAGGAGUGGAGAGACCUGCAGAAGGCAGAGAAGGAGGAGAGCGAGCGGCUUGGAGACAUAUGUUUGUCCUUGAGGUUCGUACCGACUGCAGGGAAGCUGACUGUGGUGGUUCUCGAGGCCAAAAACCUGAAGAAAAUGGAUGUGGGUGGAUUAUCAGACCCUUAUGUGAAGAUCCACUUAAUGCAGAACGGCAAACGACUCAAGAAAAAGAAAACAACGACAAAGAAGAACACUUUGAACCCUUACUACAAUGAGUCUUUCAGCUUUGAAGUGCCAUGUGAACAGAUAGAGAAGGUGCAGGUGGUGGUGACAGUGUUGGACUAUGAUAAAAUUGGAAAGAACGACGCCAUCGGGAAAAUGCUGCUGGGCUAUAACAGCACCGGGACUGAAGAGCGCCACUGGUCAGACAUGCUGGCCAAUCCCCGGAGACCCAUCGCUCAGUGGCACAGUCUCAAGCCAGAUGACGAAGUCAAUGCACUCAUUUCCACCAAGAAAUGAAAGCGUCGCUUCAAAAGGC